AUGUGCGGCCUGUGCCACUGCGGGCGGCAGCGGGAUGAUCCCACCACGGGCCCUGCCCUUGGGGACAUCCGGAUCACUACUAAUAUCGGUCAGUUCCUGAACUAUUAUGGGAAGAAGCCUGGAGAGCCUGUGACAACCCAGCCGGGCAGCAGGGCUGGCAUGUCUGCUAUCACAACGGUGAUGUGGACCGGCGGAGCCUGGAGCACCGGCCUCUUCGAUGUCUGCAGUGACAAGAAAGUUUGUGUCUGUGGCACUCUGUGCGUCCCGUGCCUGGAGUGCAGCGUGGCCCGGCGCGCCGGCGAGUGCUUGUGCUUCCCCCUGCUCCCGGGGGCCUCCUUGGCGCUCAGAGUAGGGGCCAGAGAGAGGCACAAGAUACAGGGGACCAUUUACGAAGACUGGAUAGCAGUUUACUGCUGCUGGCCUUUUGCUGUCUGUCAAGUGGCCCGAGAGCUGAAGAGGAGGGCUGUGACCCAGAUCUGUGAAGUAAAUGCCAUUCCUGUAGCUGAAGACGUCCUAGUUAGAAAAAUCCCCAGCAAGGGAGCCUGAGUCAUGAUUCCUUCUUU
Tinamus guttatus (white-throated tinamou) is the source of this 563-nucleotide messenger RNA. RefSeq names its product PLAC8 like 1 (gene PLAC8L1). Lineage: Eukaryota; Metazoa; Chordata; Aves; Tinamiformes; Tinamidae. The record is from RefSeq and is a predicted model, not a curated record.